This is a messenger RNA of Laetiporus sulphureus 93-53, 2418 nucleotides long. Its product is annotated as heat shock protein 70. The transcript has 5 exons. The record is from RefSeq and is a predicted model, not a curated record. Gene Ontology annotation, cellular component: cytosol; nucleus. Lineage: Eukaryota; Fungi; Basidiomycota; Agaricomycetes; Polyporales; Laetiporaceae. Gene Ontology annotation, molecular function: ATP-dependent protein folding chaperone; ATP binding. Gene Ontology annotation, biological process: protein folding. Bases 30 to 2375 code for a protein of 781 amino acids.
AGAUCUGCACGUUUACCUCUUCAACCACCAUGGCUGUCGUCGGCGUCGAUUUCGGUGCACUACACAGCAAGAUCGGUGUCGCAAGACAUCGAGGAAUUGAUAUUAUUGUCAAUGAAGUUUCGAAUCGCGCUACUCCUUCCCUCGUUUCCUUCGGUCCCAAGCAGCGAUCGAUUGGAGAGGCCGCAAAGACACUCGAGACUUCCAACUUCCGCAACACGAUCGGUGGCCUGAUACGACUCAUCGGACGGACAUUCCAGGAUCCCGAAAUACAGGAAGUAGAAGCAAAGUUCCACAAUGUGAAAAUGGUGGACGUGGACGGAUCGCUCGGCGUAGAAGUGCAAUACCUGGGUGAGCGACGGGUAUUCACCAUCACGCAGCUGGUCGCGAUGUAUUUGGCAAAGCUGCGUGACACUGCGUCGAACGAGCUUAAAACCGGCGUCACCGACAUCGUGAUCACCGUGCCCGGAUGGUUCACCGAUAUCCAGCGACGCGCAGUGCUCGACGCUGCUCAGAUUGCAGGACUGAACUGCCUUCGUCUCAUCAAUGACACCACUGCAGUUGCUCUCGGCUACGGUAUCACCAAGUCGGAUCUGCCAGAGGCAGACAAUCCACGGCACGUCGUCUUCGUCGAUGUCGGGCACUCAUCUACGUCGUGCGCCGUCGUCGCAUUCUCGAAGGGCCAGCUGACUGUCAAGUCAACCGCGUAUGACCGCCACUCCGGUGGACGAGACAUCGACUUUGCGCUCGUCCGGCACUUCGCCGCCGAGUUCAAGGAGAAGUACAAGAUUGAUGUCCUCUCCAGCCCCAAGGCAACCUUCCGUCUUGUAGCCGGCUGCGACAAGAUCAAGAAGGUUCUCUCUGCGAACGCAGAGGCACCGCUGAACGUCGAAUCGAUCGUGAAUGACGUCGACGCCGCGAGUCGACUCAACCGUGAGGAGUACGAGAAGCUCAUCGUCGGCGUUCUCGACCGCAUCCCGGGGCCUCUGAAACAAGCGCUCGCUGACUCUGGGCUCACCCUCGAGCAGAUCGACGCAAUCGAGCUUGUCGGUGGGGGCACGCGUAUCCCGGCCGUGCGCGCGAAGAUUCAGUCUGUCUUCGAGGGCAAGACGCUCAUGACGACGCUUAACCAGGAUGAGGCUGCUGCGCGGGGCGCGACUUUCGCCUGCGCGAUGCUCUCGCCGGUCUUCCGCGUGCGCGACUUCUCGAUGCACGACAUCGCGCCUUACUCGGUCAAGGUGCAGUGGCAGCGUCUGCCAGACGAUGGUGACGAUGAUACGGAGCUCGUCGUGUUCCCGAAAGGAAACAACAUUCCUUCGACGAAGGUGCUCACGUUCUACCGCAAGCAGCCCUUCGACAUCGAAGCGCUGUAUGCGGACCCCGCCGCGCUGCCUGGCGGCAUCAAUCCCUGGAUCGCUCACUUCACGGCGAAAUCGAUCGGCCCGGACGAGAAGGGCGACUUCACAUGUGUGCGGGUCAAGACCAGGCUAAACCAGCACGGUAUUGUCUCGUUCGAAAGUGCAUAUGUGGAGGAAGUCGAGGAGAAGGAGGAACCAAUGAAGGUGGAUGGCGAGGAGCAGAUGAAGAAGAAGAAAAUCACUCGUAAGAAGGAAGUACCCUUCGUAUGGAGCUCCACUUCGCUCGAUCCUUCCAUCGUCGAGAAACUCAAGGAGCAAGAAGCGCAGAUGCAUGCUGCUGAUAAGCUCGUCAUGGACACUGAGGACCGUAAAAAUGCGCUAGAAGAGUAUAUUUACGAUACCCGUGGACGACUUGACGAGCGAUACGUUGCCUAUAUUCAGCCACAGGAGAAGGAGAGACUGCUUGCUGCACUGCAGGCGGCAGAAGACUGGUUGUACAGCGAGGAGGGCGAGGACGCGACCAAGUCUGUCUACGUCGAGCGGCUCGAUGCGUUGAAGAGGCUUGGUGACCCGAUUACGUUCCGCUACAGGGAGGCGGAGGAGCGCUCGAAGGUGGUGAGCCAGCUGCGUGAGACGAUCAACACGUACAUGGCGCAAGCGACGUCGGGCGAGGAGCGAUAUGCGCAUAUCGACGAGAAGGACAAGCAGGCGGUCGUCGAGAAGUGUGCGACGGUGCAGAAGUGGCUCGAGGACCAGAUCGCGCGACAGAGCGAGCGGCCGAAGGACGUCGACCCGGUACUCAUGAGCGCGGACGUGAUGAAGAAGCGCGACGAGAUCAUCUACUUCUCGACGCCGAUCAUGACGAAGCCGAAGCCGAAGCCACCAAAGGUCGAGCAGCCUGCGGGCACCGAGACGCCGAAGAGCGGCACGCAGACUCCCAAUGCUCAGCAGCAGGAAGAGCAGCAGCCGCAGGCUGCGCCGGAGGGCACCAACGAGCCUUCGGAGAUGGACGUAGACUAGAGAUAUCGUGCAUUGCAAUCUUCUCUCGCUCCGAUGCAGCAUU